CAGAUAUUGUAAUGAUGCAAAUGAAGUUGAGGGGACGAGCUGCCUUAUUAUGUACAUAAAUACACACCGGCUCGCUGUGCCAUCCGUGAAUGCAGGAGAGGGAGAGGGAGAAGGGGAGGGAACGGGGGAAAAAGACCAGCUCGAAAAUUGCUGCCAGGUUUAAACUGCCUACCCCUGGCAACCCCUCUGCUGGCCUGCUUAUGCAUUCACCAGCCAUUUAGACCCUUUCCUUCCUCUUUAUUCACAUACAUGAAGGCGAGCUAGGCAGAGGCGAAAGUGUGGUCACUAUUAGCGGCUCCAGAUGUGCCUGCGCCGCAGUCAAUGAGCCCAGGAAGAGAGAAGGAGACCCCCAGCCCCCCAGCAAAGAACGCAGUGGAAGGAGAUCAAGAAGCACGAGAAGAAAAGUCACUGUAGGGAAAAGGUGGUGUCCCGGGCGUGUCGCAGGGAGCCUCUCGCCACAACUUUCCAGCUAAGAGAGAGGGACACGUUGGCUUUCCCCCCCCCGCCCCCGCCCGUCCUGAGACAAACACGAGCCACCUGCCGUUUGUAUCAUUCUGGUUUUAGAACCGACCCAUCACCAAUCCGUGCCGGCUGGGGGGUGGGCUGGGGGAUUCAGCGCCGGCAUGGAAGUCGCCACCGACCAGCCUCGCUGGAUGGCUCACCACGCCGUGCUGAACGGGCAGCACCCGGAGACGCACCAUCCGGGACUGGCUCAUAACUACAUGGAACCGGCGCAGCUCCUACCUCCGGAUGAAGUCGACGUCUUCUUCAAUCACCUGGACUCCCAGGGCAACCCCUACUAUGCCAACUCGGCCCAUGCCAGGGCCAGGGUGUCCUACAGCCAAGCUCACGCCCGUCUGACUGGGAGUCAAAUGUGCCGGCCUCACCUGAUCCACAGCCCCGGGAUCCCCUGGCUGGACAGCGGCAAAGCGGCGCUCUCGGCAGCCCAUCACCACAACCCGUGGACGGUGAAUCCCUUCACCAAAGGGCCCCUGCACCCUUCCGCCGCUGGAGCCCCCGGGGCCAUCUCCGUGUACCCGGGCAGCAGCACCUCCAGCACGGCCUCGGUCUCCUCGCUCACCCCGGCCUCGCACUCCGGCUCCCACCUUUUCGGCUUCCCACCCACCCCUCCCAAGGAGGUGUCCCCGGACCCCAACUCCACCAGCGCAGCCUCGCCCUCCUCCUCCUCGGCCGGGGCCAGGCAGGAGGAGAAGGAGACCAUCAAGUACCAAGUGUCUUUGUCGGACGGGAUGAAGAUGGAGAGUGCCAGCCCGCUGAGGACCAGCUUAACCUCCAUGGGGGCCCAGCCCUCCACCCACCACCCCAUCCCCACCUACCCCUCCUAUGUGCCGGCUGCUCAUGAGUACAGCAGCAGCCUCUUCCACCCGGGCAGCUUCCUCGGCGGCCCAGCCUCCAGCUUCACCCCCAAGCAGAGGAGCAAAGCUAGAUCCUGCUCAGAAAGAAAUCCGGUUUCUUCGUGUUUCCAUUUAGAAGGCAGAGAGUGUGUGAACUGUGGAGCUACUGCCACCCCUCUCUGGAGAAGAGACGGCACUGGGCAUUACCUGUGUAACGCCUGCGGGCUCUACCACAAAAUGAACGGUCAAAAUCGACCACUCAUUAAACCUAAACGAAGACUGUCAGCGGCUAGGAGAGCAGGGACCUGUUGUGCCAACUGCCAGACAACCACCACCACCUUAUGGCGACGUAAUGCAAAUGGAGACCCAGUUUGUAAUGCCUGUGGACUUUACUAUAAAUUGCACAAUGUGAACAGGCCAUUGACCAUGAAGAAGGAAGGAAUUCAGACCAGGAAUAGGAAAAUGUCCAACAAAUCAAAGAAAAGCAAGAAAGGCUCUGAGUGUUUUGAGGAACUGUCCAAGUGCAUGCAGGAGAAAUCCUCUCCAUUCAGUGCCGCUGCCCUCGCCAGUCACAUGGCACCAAUGGGGCAUUUGCCACCUUUUAGCCACUCUGGACACAUCCUACCAACACCUACUCCCAUUCACCCAUCUUCCAGCAUCUCAUUUGGACAUCCACAUCCAUCCAGCAUGGUUACAGCCAUGGGAUAGAACCUGAGUAUCAAGAGACCCACACAGAGAUUAAGAACACGGGGCUCUGUCUAAGAUGACACUGAGUAAGGAAAGAUUCUGCCAAGAGGAGAACAUAGGGAAGGAAAAAGGGGACCUUGCGCCAAUGUGGUUGAACUCUUAGGGUUGGACUAAAACCCUGCAAUGAUGAGUCUGCUGCAGAAAUGCUUAAUGGUGCCUGUUAUGCACUUUGCCCCUCAGGUAUAAGGAAAACGAAGAACUCACUUGUUUGAUACCUGCUGGCCCAGCAGAAAGCAAAGGUGGCAGAAGCAGCAGAAGACGGAUGCUGGAACUGGCUCUCCUUUCUCUGUUAUUACUGUGAAUAUUGUAAAGAGAUAGCAGCCUCCAAAGGCGGAGCAAGCUGGCUGGUAGCCACCCAUACUGGAUUUCUAUGGUGGACUUUGUCUGGGGGAGAAGGGGUGGGAAACCAGGACAACUUUAUAAAAACUUAAUUUUUAAAAGGAAAUCAGACACAGAAAGUCAUCAUUUAUUUUGCUCUUGUUUUCCACAAAGAGCCUCAAACCUUCUGACUUGCAUGAUUUUGUGCCUUUUUUGGGGGGUGGGGCGUCAACCCUGCUAGAAUAAACACAGCUUUAUAACGGGGGGGGGAGGGAAGUGUGCGCUAACCAGCCACCCCUUGAUUGUCUUCAUCAACGUUACAUACAAAAAGAUCUGUUAGGGAAGGGAUGAGAGAGAGGGGAAAACAAAGCAAAAAUGUACCUGGAAUAUGGGAAUGUAAUGGGCCCAAGAUGUGGAUUAUUUUGACGUAAUGCCUGCAUUCUUUUUCUUAACAUGAAAGAUUUUAUUUAAAAAAAAAUACUAUUCCACAAACAGCGAAAUAGGACAAAUCACUAAAAAAAAUACACUGUAGGGAACAACUCUGUGCCAGGUGGAAGUAGCUAGAGGAGGUCUUAUUCAUCUGUCCCAUCUAACUUCUAGGAGUCUAUCAGCAACCAGGGCAAGGCAGAAAAAAUCCCAUUCAAACCCUUUGGAGGUUAAAGCAUUUUGUUCUGCCUUGUGGGCAGCUGUUGCUUAAGACACAGACUAGCUGCUUUGGUAAACUCACCGUAGUUUGGCUACCACAUCCAUGCAAAGCCAGAGCGUGUGCUGUCUGUAGGCAUCCAGGCUACGGCACAGUUCACAUCUGGGAGUGAGGAAGGGCAGAAAGUGGAUUAAGAUCACUGGACAAGAGAAAGAGAGAGAGACAAUCAGUUUCAGCUUCACAUACCCUUCAAAUCCAAGAGGCAGCAACAGCUGAGGCGUUGAGGGACGGUAACGUUCCAAGGGGGACAACUAUUUCCCAUAGCGCAUUUUAUAUCUAAAAAAAAAAACAAAUAAAAAAUGAGUCUCCCAUUAUUAAACCAUAUUGUACGUAAACAACUGAAAACAGCUAUUGCCAAUGUGAAGUGUAUUCUAUUGAUUGUUGUGACCUGAUGACUCUCAUGAAAACAAGCUCCAGUAUAACAUAUGAUGUACAUAUUUAGCUAUACUUCUGAUGAAAAUGCCCCAGUGAGCAGAGGGGUUCGAUAAUGUAAACUGCGUAAGCUUAAUUCUGUGACAAGCUUUUUCUUUUUCUUUCUUUCUCCAUUUUUUUUUUGAUCAAGCCAAUUGUAUCUUACUGCAAAAGUUCUGCUUAAAAACGAACCCACAUAAAAAUGGAUGUACAUUUUUUUUCCUAAAUAGGUAAUUGAGAUAUUUGAUAAUGAAGUAAGGACCAAGCAGCCAUGGAAAUCCUGCUUUCCUCCUUUUUCUGGUCUGUGUAAGGUGCACUUUGUAAAAGUGGAAAUAAAUGAAUGGGGCGGGGGGGGGGGGAAUUGGUUGGGAGAUGCUGUAAGAAUUUUUAAUUUACUGAGUCAAAAUUUGGUCUUUUUACUUUUUACCUGUUACUAUGGUACAGUUGUACAUUAUUUGUACCCAGCUCAAAUUUCUGCAGGAUUUGGGGGGUGAUGGGUGGGGGGAAAAGGAGUGGGUUACUGAUACAGUUGACAAAGUGCAAUAUAUUGUCAGUCACUGCAGCGUAGACAACGGCAGUCAAGAUUUAAAUUAUUUUGUACUUGUAUCAGCAUAAAAAUUCUGCAGUAUUUUCUGUUUUUAUUCUUAAUUUUUUAUUUUGCUUAUUUUUGGAUUAGUGAAUUAAGUUAUUGUUAAUUAUGUACAACAUGUUUAUAUAUUGUCUGUAAAAAGUGUAUGCUUUCCUCAUAUUCCUUCAAGGUGAAUACUGCUAAGAAUAAUAAAAUACCUUUUUUGUGAAA
This is a messenger RNA of Chelonia mydas (Green sea turtle), 4333 nucleotides long. RefSeq names its product GATA binding protein 2 (gene GATA2). Lineage: Eukaryota; Metazoa; Chordata; Testudines; Cheloniidae. Bases 624 to 2063 code for a protein of 479 amino acids. Gene Ontology annotation, cellular component: nucleus. The transcript is spliced from 6 exons. Gene Ontology annotation, biological process: cell fate commitment; positive regulation of miRNA transcription; negative regulation of transcription by RNA polymerase II. Gene Ontology annotation, molecular function: RNA polymerase II cis-regulatory region sequence-specific DNA binding; DNA-binding transcription factor activity, RNA polymerase II-specific; zinc ion binding. The record is from RefSeq and is a predicted model, not a curated record.